AUGUGCGGGACCAAGAAGUCCGUAGCCUACUUCGCCCACGACCCGGCGCACCGUCUGCUCCCGGCUGCCGUCGACGGCAACGACGAUGGGGGCGACGAGUUCACCUGCGGCGGGUGCCUGGUGGCCGGCGCCGGCCCGCGGUACCGGUGCGCGCACCCGGGCUGCGGCUUCACGAUCCACGAGGCGUGCGCGCGCCGGUUCCCGAGGACGCUCAGGUCCGCCGUGCACCCGCAGCACAGGCUGAGGCGGUGGACUAGUCCGCCGCCGUCGAAGCCACGGGGGCCGCCGCCGACUGCGAGGGCGAAGGCGACGGCCGAGGCGAGUGUUCUGGCACCUCAACAACUGGACCAGCCAUGCAAGAGGGACUGA
Messenger RNA from Miscanthus lutarioriparius, 369 nucleotides. The record is from the annotation of a GenBank genome assembly. NCBI's taxonomy places the organism in Eukaryota, Viridiplantae, Streptophyta, Magnoliopsida, Poales, Poaceae.